AUGGACGCAAGGAUAUAUGCUGAAAGUCGCACUAUUAGCCAGAGGAGUACGGACGCAGAGGUGGAACCCAAAGCGCUCAGACAGCAAGCGCGCCAACAGGCCAUCACCAUUUGGCGGGUGCGUCUUGAGCAGGAAAGAAACGCUCGCCAACGCGCUGUUGGUGCGAUACUCCCAAACUUUGAGGCCUGGUUGGCAAGAAGCCGUGGAAAUGUCACCUUUAGACUGACACAGGUACUCACUGGGCAUGGUUGUUUUGGGGAGUACUUGUGUCGGAUCGGUCGCGAGGCAACACCGCGAUGUCACCAUUGUGGGGAGAAUCAGGACACAGCACAGCAUACCCUUGCGGAGUGUUCUGCUUGGAACCCAGAGCGCGUUGCCCUAGUCAGUCACGUAGGGAGCGACCUUUUUCCCUCAGCAGUAGUAGCAGCAAUGCUUGCAGAGGAUGAAGCAUGGAUUGCGAUGGUCACCUUCUGCGAGAUCGUAAUGGCUAAAAAGGAGGCUGCCGAGCGCGAUCGAGAGAGAGCCGAUCCUUCUCGGAGACGACCGAGGCGUGCAGAUGGCAAUCAUCGCCCAAUUCCAUCUGAUCUUUAG
Messenger RNA from Pararge aegeria (speckled wood butterfly), 591 nucleotides. RefSeq lists its product as uncharacterized. The transcript has a single exon. The record is from RefSeq and is a predicted model, not a curated record. Bases 1 to 591 code for a protein of 196 amino acids. NCBI's taxonomy places the organism in Eukaryota, Metazoa, Arthropoda, Insecta, Lepidoptera, Nymphalidae.